AUGGGUGGUCAGCUGGUCAAGGAAGAGGCCAAAACAAGGCUGAACAGGAUGGUGAAACUCCUUCAGACAGUGAAGGGGGAAGUUGGUGCAGAGAAGGGGAAGCCAUUGGACAAGGCCCUCACUGACCUGAAGAAGCUCUUGAAGCGAGGGGGCAAGAUGACCAUGGACCAGGCCAAGCAGCAUCUCUUUGAUGCAGCCUUGGAGAUCAAGAAGGGUCCUGCCAUUCAAUCUUUGGCCUUGGCUGCUGUGAAACCUGGCGCUGAUGCAAAUGACAUCCAAGAGAUUGCCAGCUUGGGCAAUUAUGGCAGGAAUUCAAACCAUAUAGCAGGGCAAUUGACACACAAAUAUUGUAAAGAUGAUACAUUGGCUAUCCCAAUGCCUUAUUUCUUUGAAGCCCCUGUGAUGAAGAAAGGUUCUGACUCCACCUAUCUGGGCAUGGCUCAGCUGGCUGUAUUUCUUCCACAUGAGUGGUUCUGUUGGAUGGAGGGUCAUGGCCAUGUAUCAGGAGCAUCAGAGAUGGAAGAUUUCUGGGCAGCGCACUUGGAUUCAGACCCAAAAUUGACCCACAACCCAGUGAUGGCAGAGGGCAAAGAAAAAUUCCUCCCCCUGGCCUUGCAUGGGGAUGGAGGGCAAUUUCAAAGAUGGGACAGCAUCAACAUUGUUUCAUUCAGGUCACUGCUUUCUGCUGGGAAUGUUGGUACCACCCAAAUGCUCCUUGCCGCCAUUCCAAAGAGUUGUAUUUCAAAGAGUGAAGUUCCAGAGCAAGACACCAUGUCUUGUGUUUGGAAGGUCCUUGUUUGGAGCUUUGAGCAUUGCUUCUUUGGAAAAUUCCCAGAAAGGAACCAUGAGGGAAAGAAGUGGACAUCUGCAGACAAGCAAAGGCAAGACAAAGCUGGGCUGCCUCUCCAGACCUCCCACACCAAGGCUUGUCUAUUUGCUGUCAGUGCUGAUGGUGAAUAUUUGCAAAAUGAAUUCAGGCUGGCUGGUGCUUCCCGCAACAAGAUGUGCUUCAACUGUGAUGCUGAUAAAGAUUCCCUGCCAUACAAUGAUUUCAGGGUUUCAGCAGGCUGGAAAAAGACUAUCAAGAAGCAUGAAGGUGCAACCCCAACAACACACCUGAUCAAAAAGAUCCCAGGUUUCAAUGGACAUUCCUUCCACUAUGACACCCUGCACAACUUAGAGGAAGGAGUUGCUAGCCAUGCAUUGGCCAACACAAUGUUUGAUUUGUGUUUGAAGUCUGAGGGCUUGGGUGGGACACAGGAUCAGAAUGUUGUUUCUUUGUACAAGAAGGUGCUACAGCAGUACCAUGAGCAGGGGAUCAUUGCAUCAGAUCGAAUAAGGAGACUGGGCAUGUCAAAUUUUUGCCAGCCCAAGAGCAAGUAUGAUCAUUUUCCUGAGCUCACAGGAUACAAAGCUCGACACAUAAGAUAUCUUGUGCCUGUGAUCAUGGAGAUAGCCAAGGAGUUCAAGAAGGAUGAUGAUGAGUACAGCCAGCACAGGUUCCAAUGUUUAUUUCACCUCAAUGGCAUGUACCAGUGCAUUGACAGCUCUGGUAUGCACAUGGAUGCCAACACUUGGAAGCUGUUCAAGCAUCAUACAGAUCGCACGUUGUUGCACUACUCCAGGCUCUCCAAGAUCACCAUGCAAGAUGGGUGGUUGCAAUGGAGUACAGUCCCCAAGUUCCAUCUGGUGGCUCACAUGCCAGACCAAGCCAAGUAUUUGAACCCCAGAUUUGUUUCAACCUAUGCAGGAGAAACAAUGAUUGGCCAUAUGUCCAGGUGUGCCCACUCUUGCUUGAAUGGCACACCUGCCCACCUGGUGCCAGAGAAGGUUCUUUGGCGCUUCAGACUUGGGUUCCACCUCAAGUUCUUGCAUGGCUCAGGUGAAGUUCCUACAUCCAGUGAUGAAGAGUAA
Molecule: messenger RNA, 1914 nt
Organism: Durusdinium trenchii
Lineage: Eukaryota; Dinophyceae; Suessiales; Symbiodiniaceae
Source: the annotation of a GenBank genome assembly